AUGGCACGGAGGGCUGCGACGAAGAAAGUCAACUACGCUGAGCUGAGCUCUGAAUCGGACUCCGAGAAUGACAUUGAGUCUAAUGCUUCCUCGUCUGAGUCUUCUGAAAGUGAUCUGGACGAAGCGUUUCAAUUGAAACCGGUUGGAAGAAAGCGUCGAGCCCCACUGAAAGCAAAAUCUAAGCGAACUAAUAAGCGGAUCAAGAAGAUUGCAGGCAAUGAUCUCGAUGACCUUGAGAAAAAGCUUCCCUCCAAUGCUCUAUUUGAAGCACUUGCUAGUCCUGAUGUUGAUACCGGAGAAGUCGCAACGGACUGGUUGGAGAAGUACGAAGAGGAUGCGACUCUGGCACUCCUGGAAUUGAUGAACAUGGUGUUGAGAUCGUGCGGGGCUGUGUGCUACUUUGAACCACAUGAUAUGCUUGAUAUUGAGCAAGCUGCCAUCACAAUUGAAGAAAUUUCUUUGCGCUUCUCGCUGCAAACUCAACAUCGAUUUCCCUUUAAAGCCGUAACAGCUUUUCGACAAAACGAACGGCUGUUUUUCCAACUGAUUAUAUCCCAAGCCCAUGAGAAUGGCUUGCUUUACGACUAUGAGGAUGGCGUUGCUCACCAGCUGUCUUUGAUGAAGCUGCUAAUCGCAUGGCUUGGGCUGCUGUCUCUGACCGUUAUUCGACUGUUGAGAUACACUCUGACGUUGCUUCUCCUCGCUGUGGUCGAUGAAUUGGCGUCGCUCCACCAUCAAGUAGAACGCACAUUGAAGAAAGUUUCUGCACAAAUUGAGCGAGCCACAAGUCGUCGUAAAUCGCUGCUUGAAAAGUUGGCACUGACAUAUCAACUCCAAUUGGAGACGAUUAAUGAAUACUUCAACGACAUUACCGCUAUUACGAUCGGUAAUAGAUAUCGGGAUGUGGAUCUGAAUGUGCGGAUUGAAUGUAUCAAGCAACUUGCACAAUUGGUGGUCAGCAUUCCUCUGGUAUUCUAUAAUGCCAAUUAUUUAAAAUAUUUUGGUUGGCUUAUUUCGGAUCCGACAUCCGCUGUCAGAACAGAAGUUGCGAAAUAUUUGGCGAAGGUGUAUCACUUUGCUAAUAAAACUCAAUUCGGUCUGGGUAUCCGUCAAUUCACCGAUAGGUUCUACCCCCAAUUUCUACAAAUGGUCCAGGUUGAUCCUUCCACUGCUGUUAGAGUUCAAGUUGUCGCCAUAUUAGCAGAAUUACUACAGCUGGGGUAUAUGGAGAUUGAGGAUGCUCAAAAGGUAAUUAAAUUUACUACUUCUGGUCCUGAAUUGGCCAAUUUCAUCCAAAUCUACGUCGAUCAAGCGGCUAAGGAUGAAAUUGAGAAGUUGUUGCUUGCAUUAGAGAAUGGGACCAGUGAUCAAGUAUCUUGGGAUGGCGAAGAGACUGGAAAGCUUGAUUUGAACCGUGUGGUUGAGCUUAAGUGCUUGUGUGACGCAAUGACCUCUCUGAAGAAGUCUCCUGAACUCUACGAAUUUAUCGGAGCACGUUAUAGUGAUUGGCAGGGCAUUGUGGAGUAUCUUCUUUAUGACACUCUGGCUAUCGUUGUCGAUGGGUUGGAAAAUUCCAAAAUGCUUCUGCAAGCUUUGGAACUCAAUCGCGAAGAGAAGGGGAUUUUAUUGGAUGUGGUCCACGGCCAAUUUGCUCAUUUGCUUCAUGAUUCAAAACAAAAGACUAAAAAUAAGUUGAGCGAUGUCACUUUAACUCAAUUGGCUGGUGUUUUAAAAGAUUUGGCGACAUUCGCAAUUCGUAAUGGGCUUGUUCCGUCCUUUAUCAAAUUAUGGGUGCUUAUUCUUGGCUCUGAUUCUGAGAGGAAUAUCUUCUCUACAAUGACUGCGUUGGAUCAAAUGUCCACCUACAAUGAUAUCAACGUUGAAUUGGUUCGAUAUUUCAUCGAAGCCCCUAUUAUCGAAGGUUACCGUGAGUAUUUUAGGCUACUCUUUGCGCCGACAGGAGCGGACAUGUGUCCCAGCGCAAUUCGAGAUGCCAUUGAUGAUUGUGCUCGUCAGUUGAUCGAUCAGAUUCCUGGGGACCUCGAAGAGAACUCAAAUGUGAGCGCCAAGAUUCUAGCGGUUUCCCCCCAUUUACGAAAACUCGAAAUACUCAGUGAAGACAUCAAACUUCGUGACUUUGAUUCUAAACUCCCGCACACGCUCAAUCGUGAAUUAUUUGAGGCAAUGGACAAAAAGAUGAUUGGGAGACUCACACCUGAUCUAAUUCAGGCAACAAGUGAUGCUCUCGAUCUUGAGCUUUCUCUUUUGCUUUCGAGAAUUGAAUCAUUGAGUCAAGUUGAAGUUGCUUCUCAAUCCAAAUAUGAUCUUGAGCGAGAAUUCAGAGGGUACCGAAAGUUUGUUGCGAAUCUUACCCGAAUUUUGAGCACGUCUCUUGAAUUGGUGACGGAGGCUGAAGUUAAUCAUGGUCUGUCACAGGCACCGGUAAUGGCGAACAACCUUCCUGAUUAUGUGGCUUUGUUAUACGGUAUGGCUUCAUUGGUUGCAACAAAAAUCCUCGAGUUGUCAGUCGUGCUACGUGGGUUCUACAAUGUCCAUUCCGCGGAUAACACCUUCGAUGGCUUUUCGUCUGUUUUUGCUGAAGAUGCGCCUCUAGGUCAAUUGGCAAACGGCGGUAUCUCAUCUACUUGCUUGAGAAACAUCAUUCAAGUCUUCUUGUACAAGGAAGCACUCUUAGCUAACUUGCUUCAGGUGAACAUGAAGCGGAACCUGGAAGAGCAAGCACCUUUCGAAGAGGCCUUCGCAUCAAAACCCCUCGAAGAAUCAGAUAUUUGGGCGGCAGAGCAAGACCUAUGCAUCUUCGUAUUGAAGUUGUAUGGCUAUACUGAUGCGUUUGCAGAAAGUGAAGUCCUGAAACGGAUUGCCCUCAAUAGUCCAUCUCUUGGGGCCGUGUAUGCCCUGAUUGUUGAGAAGCAUGAGAGCAUUGUACAAGACUCAAACACAAAGGAGAACCCCGCGGUUUGA
Diutina rugosa is the source of this 2982-nucleotide messenger RNA. It is a transcript of the gene IRR1, whose product is annotated as Irr1p. Lineage: Eukaryota; Fungi; Ascomycota; Pichiomycetes; Serinales; Debaryomycetaceae. The coding region runs from base 1 to 2982 and encodes 993 amino acids. The transcript has a single exon. Gene Ontology annotation, molecular function: chromatin binding; protein binding. The record is from RefSeq and is a predicted model, not a curated record. Gene Ontology annotation, cellular component: chromatin; nucleus; cohesin complex. Gene Ontology annotation, biological process: sister chromatid cohesion.